GCAGAGGAACCCCCUAGCAGCCCAAUCCCCAUCUUUUAAUUUCUCCACCGUUCUGUGGAUGCAGGGAUGUGUCCCCCCCAGCUGCGUGUCUGUUGGACCCCACCGGCAGCAGCAGCAGAGGGACAGCAAGGAGGCUGCACAGGUUACAGCCAGGUUGCCCCCAUCCUUCGCCCCCUCGUGCUGGCUGUUUCACUUGUUCAAAGGACAGUGGUGGUGGGGCUGGGACAGCCUGGGGUGGGACUGGGGGCCUUGUUACUUGAGGAAGUAUUUUCAGAGUCCCCUCCCUCUGGAGUUUCCAGUGGUAGAAUAGAGCCCUGUCUAGUAUUUGACCAAAUAUGGUGGUAUCUCUCAUGAGCUCGAGCCUCAGCCAGCUUCUCAGUUAUGCUGUGGAAACCUGCCCCGGACAGAUUAAUCUUGUGACAUUCAGGAGCGCCUGGCACCCUGCGUUCUUCCCUUGGUGAUUCCUGUAAAUGGCCAAGAGUGGCCCUGAGUAGGACGGUGCAGUCCUGGAUGCCUGUUCACGGUGUCCCUCCCCUGUCCUCUUCACACCCCCUUCCACCCCCUCCUCCAUCCCCCGGAUGCCGGCGGGGCGGGGGGGGGGGGACUUGCUCGCUCACAUUCAGCUGGGCUGCUCACUCAAGGGGAGAGAUCCAGACCAGCAGCGCUGGUCCGUUCAGCCCAUGAUUCCAGGAUGUGUAGACCCUGGGGUCACCUGAGCUCAUGAAAUUGUGGCCAGAGCCUGUGAAGCCCAGAAGUCUCUCAGCCAUGAGGGUGGGCCCGAGGGGAUAGAAAGGAGAGUUGGCUGAGCAAUGAGAACCGUGCUUUGCUCUGAUGCUAACGUUCCCAGUAACAAUUAUACAAUUAUUUUAUAAUGAUAACAUUCAUAAUAAACAGCUGUGUUUAUUGAGCACAUACUACGUGGCACUGUGCCAGUUGUUUAACAUGGGUUCUUUCCCUUACUCCUCGUGGCAGCCCCGAGAGGUGGCUACUAUGACAUCCCCAUCCUAGAGAUGGGGGCACUGAGACUCAGAAAGAUUUCAGGGAGAGAUGGGCCAGGCCACUGUCGAUUCCUGGGUACGACUCCCAUUUUACAGAGAAGGAAACUGAGGCUGAGAGAGAAUGGAAGUCACAAGCAGCCACACAGGGGCAGGCCCUUGGAGUGGAGACCUUCUCUACACGAGGGGCGGCGUUGCAUCCGGAAGGCCAGGACAACCGGCCGUGAAGUCCUCACGAACCCGUGACUUGGCCUGCGUGAGAGCACACAGAUUCAGAAACAUGUUCAUAGCAGGCCAGAACUGUGCAGAAAAUAUGCCAAGAAAAACAGAGUGGGGUGGUGGAUAAAGCCCCACAUGGGGACCAGAUACGAACCCCAGCUCUGUCAUCUCUCACUCAUUGUAUAAUCCGAGACAAGUCCUUUCUUCACCCUGGCCCCAGUUUCCCCUCCUGUGAACUACCAGUGUACUGGGGCCACGGAGCUCACCUGAGGCUGGCUGAGGCCGGAGUGCCUGAGGCUGUUUCCCUGGGAGAUGGGGCCUGUGUCCCACUCCUGGCUAGCUCUCUCUGAGAACAUUUGAUCUCCUGACCAACGGACAGCCUGUCCCUCCUCCACCCUUGCCCCCUUGCCAUCCCCCAAACUAACGAAGCCGAUUGUCUCAGGCGGCCCUGUGGGUGCUGGCUGGGCGGCCGGCCGCAGGCCACAGGCGGAGGUACCACCCGCCAGAGCCCCAUCAGACACACAGGGCAUUGUCCCUCAGUCAACAGCCCCUGGGCACCUCGUCCCAGCUCCUGGCCUGCCCCCACGCCCCUCACCGCCUGCCACUGCGCCAGGCCCAGCCAGCUGGGGGCCCAAGGCUCCCAGGCGAUGACGAGCCCACCCACCCACUCCCCCGGCAACCCCCUGACGAGCUAUAAUUGCUUCGCGCCGUCCUGUUGCUGCCAUUCUCCUGGCGGAGGCAUCUGGGGUUCCAGGCGGGUAGCAGCUGCAGGCCGAUCGCCUGGCUCGCAGGAUGGACUGGCCACACAACCUGGUACGUGACGAUUCACCACUCCACCCCCAUCCCUUUUUAGGGCCUGAAUGUUUCGUUACUUCUUCUCUAUUGAUUAAUAGCAGCCUCUGUUUGGCUUGGAAUCUGCAGAGGUGAGUUCUCCCUCUGUCCUCUCCCCCAGGACACGAAGGAAACAGAGACGGGUCUCAGAGGCUGCAGCCAUGGCCAGUAGCUCGGCUCCUGAGCUGCGCUCAGCCCCAUGACACUGAAGCCCUUUCAGGCCAAAGGCAUCUGGGGAGAUCUUGGCCAUCUCCGUUAUCGGGGUUUUUCCAAAGAGCCUCUGGGUCCUGAGAUCCAGGCUGUGUGACCCUGGGCAAGUCCUUCUGUUUCUCUGUUUCCCAUCUAUAAAGGGAGAGCCAGAGUUUAAGAACGCCAUGUGAGAAGCUCCGAUGAGAAAGCCUAUUGUUAGGGAGACAUUUUUCGGCAGCAGAAUCUAGGACCAAAAUGGAAGAAUUCAGCCACUUGAAUCUGUCAUGGAUUUUGUGCCAAGAAAUGGUUCUGCUGAGAGGGGCUCUGCCGGAACUUGUUUCUAAGGGUCAAGACUGGCUGGGUAGAUUGGCACGGGCCGUGUGGGUGGUAGGGUGAGGGAUACAGGGCAGGUGGGAGCCUGGCUAGAUUCAACGAGGAGAUGAAAUUCCCCCUAGAGGGUCCUCCCUUCUGACCAGCCCUGGCCCUCACCCAAGUCCUGGCCCUUCUCUCUCGGCUUCCUGAGGAGUCUGUGUUCUGCUGGGCUCCCAGGUCCUCUGCCGUGUGAGUGAGAGGCUUUCCUGAUGCUCCCAGAUGUGGAUGGUCGGGUGAGGGUGGACAAGGGGUCAGGCAGGCAGAGGGUCCGGGUGUGGACGAGGGGAGCAAAGCUGUCAUGGAGGCCAACAGGGAUCCUUGGCCAUGACCUGCCCACCUCCCCAGCUGCAUCUCCCAGCCGCUUCUUUCAGCCUCCUUUCAGCAAAGCUCUUAACCAACUGAAACUUCGUUUCACACUUUCCUUUCCCCACCCCAUACAAUUUUUAGGCUCCCUCUGCCCAUAUCUGCCUCUGUCUUAUCCUUCAAACCUCACCAGACACGCCCCCUCCCCAGAAAGUCUUUGCAAGUCCACCCCACUGCCACAAGGCUAAGCGGGUGGCCCUGCUCUUCUCUAACCACACGCUGUGUGGUCCCAUCCACACACUGCUGCUAGCGAGGCUUAGGUGCACGUUUUCUUGUUCGCCGUCUGUUUUCCUUGCCAGACUGUAAGCGACAGAUGGGCAGGGAUGGUGACAGGCAUUCAUUCACUCAGCAAAUGUUUACUGAAUACCAAAGUGCCCAGUACCGUGCAGACACAGGAGACGAGGCAGUGUGUGGGAACGGAUACGAUGCUGGCCCUCAUGGAGCCUGUGCUUGGUGUGGGCCCAACAUAUGAAAGAAUCACAUGUAUGCACCGUAAGGCUACAGUCACGCAAGAGGCAUCAGGUGUUGAGAGCCCAAGAAGGUCCACAGAGGCCUCCCUAAGGAAGUGGCACUGGAGCCAAGACCUGAAGGGUGAGAGGCAGGACUCUGCAGGGAACAGCCUGUGCAAGGUCCUUGUGCAGAAAGGAGCAUGGGGAGAGGAAGGUUUGCGAGAAGGUCCGAGGCUGAAGCACGGGUGUGAGGGGCAGCCAGGAGUGAUUUGAGGGAGGAGAACUCAGCAGAGGUCUGGCCUGGGCAGGUGAUGUUAAUAGGUUUGCAUUUCAAACACCCAUCCUUGGCCAGGGUGUGGAGAAUUGAUUGGAAGGAGACAGGGGAGGAUGUGGGGUACCAGGUAGGAGGCUGGUUGAGCUGUCCAAGAAGGGGAGGCUGGUGGUACAGAUAGAGAAGUGGAUGGCUGGGGAGAUUUUUUUUUUUUUUUUUUUUUUGCGGUACGUGGGCCUCUCACUGUUGUGGCCUCUCCCGUUGCGGAGCAUAGGCUCUGGACGCGCAGGCUCAGCGGCCAUGGCUCACGGGCCCAGCCGCUCCGCGGCAUGUGGGAUCUUCCCGGACCGGGGCAUGAACCCGUGUCCCCUGCAUUGGCAGGCGGACUCUCAUCCACUGCGCCACCAGGGAAGCCCUGGGGAGAUUCUUAAGAGGUGCAUCAGGACUUAGCGAUGAGCGUGGUGCAUACAUGCAUCUGUACACAUGUGGUGGGCUGGUGGGACCAGGCCAGGGCAUGACAGGUGAGGGUGGCCCCGCUAGAGGCCUUGCCUCUUCCUUUCCCCUUCCUUGGGCCCCAAAUCUUAGCCCAGAGGGAGACCUGGCUCUCCCACCUUUGACCUGUGGCCUUCCUCCUCAGCUAUUCCUUCUCACCAUCUCCAUCUUCCUGGGGCUGGGCCAGCCCAGGAACCCCAAAGGCAAGAGGAAGGGGCAAGGGCGGCCUGGGACCCUGGCCCCUGGGCCUCACCAGGUGCCGCUGGACCUCGUGUCCCAGGCAAAGCCAUAUGCCCGCAUGGAGGAAUAUGAGAGGAACCUGGGGGAGAUGGUGGCCCAGCUGAGGAACAGCUCCGAGCCGGCCAGGAGGAAGUGUGAGGUCAACCUGCAGCUGUGGCUGUCCAACAAGAGGAGCCUGUCACCCUGGGGCUACAGCAUCAACCAUGACCCUAGCCGCAUUCCUGCAGACCUGCCGGAGGCGCGGUGCCUAUGUCUGGGCUGCGUGAACCCCUUCACCAUGCAGGAGGACCGCAGCAUGGUGAGCGUGCCCGUGUUCAGCCAGGUGCCUGUGCGCCGUCGCCUCUGCCCGCUGCCGCCACGCACCGGUCCCUGCCGCCAGCGCGCAGUCAUGGAGACCAUCGCCGUGGGCUGCACCUGCAUCUUCUGAGACAGCCCUCCCUGCACCCCCGUGCCGAGCAAGGCAAUGAAAAGUAAAGGCUGUCUUUUGGAAA
Molecule: messenger RNA, 4912 nt
Organism: Lagenorhynchus albirostris (white-beaked dolphin)
Lineage: Eukaryota; Metazoa; Chordata; Mammalia; Artiodactyla; Delphinidae
Gene: IL17B
Product: interleukin 17B
Exons: 2
Coding region: 4159-4848 (229 amino acids)
Biological process (GO): inflammatory response
Cellular component (GO): extracellular region
Molecular function (GO): cytokine activity
Source: RefSeq, a predicted model, not a curated record